UCUGACUGCGAGGCAGACGGAGCUCUAGCGGUCAAACUCUCCAAAUCUGCAUCCUCCGUCCUCAGAGUCAAACACUGGAGCACUUUCUGCUCCGGAUUCACUUUUUUAUUUUCGUUCGGGUCUUUUUUUGCAGCGUGUGUUAAAGUGUGUGUAUAUGUGUGUGAGUGUUGUAGUUUUUGAGCAUGCAAGGCAACGGUGGCCACCGAAACCAGGAGUUAAAAAGAGCAUGGACAAAUCGGCAACUUCUUUUUUACAGAUGCACUUUAUAUUUAUUCUUCUUCAGCCUGGAACUGAAGAGCAGCUUUACGGCGCCGCCGGACUCUGACGACUUUGCUUUCUUCCAUGAGGGCGUUCAGGGGUGCCUGGGGGUGCGGGAUCACUCCCUCGUCCCAUCGACCUCCUGCGAGGAAAGCAACCAGCGCUGGAAGUGGGUGACACGAGGUCGCUUGUUCAACCUGGGCUCCUCGCUGUGUCUGGGCAUGACCACUGGGAACCUCACGUCCAGGAAGGACAGGUCUCCGCUGGGUGUGUACACCUGUGAUCGUGAGCCACCCAGGGUGCGCUGGACCUGGAACUGUGGCCAGGUGCUGGACACUCUCAACAACUACAUUCCCAUCCCCUCAAUUUCAAACUCCACUCCCUCUUCCUCGACCUCAAAAUUCAAAUGGACAUUACAUGGAGGUUUGGAGGACCUGUGCUCAAAAUCAUAUCGAGAGAUUUAUACAAUCCAGGGGAACUCUCAUGGCCGCCCCUGCUACCUGCCCUUCCUGUACGAUGGCCAGUGGUUUCACAGCUGCACCAGCAUCGGCCGCGAGGACGGUCACCUGUGGUGUGCAACAACCUUUGACUACGGCAAGGACGAGCGCUGGGGCUUCUGUCCUGUGAAAGGCAGUGGCUGUGAGACCUUCUGGGAUACUGACCCACUGACAGACAGCUGUUACCAGUUCAACUUCCAGGCCACGCUGUCGUGGAGUGAGGCUCGGAUCAGUUGCCAGCAGCAGGGUGCAGAUCUGCUUAGCAUCACCAAGCUGCAUGAGCAGACAUACAUCAAUGGUUUACUGACGGGUUACAGUGCUGCUUUGUGGAUUGGCCUCAAUGACCUGGACAUCAAUGGAGGCUGGCAGUGGGCCGACUCCUCCCCUCUCAAAUAUCUCAACUGGGAGCAAGACCAGCCAAACCACGCAGAAGAGGAGAACUGUGCUGUAAUCAGAACUGAGUCAUCAGGCCGUUGGCAGAACCGGGAUUGUUCUGUAGCACUGCCGUAUGUCUGUAAGAAGAGGCCCAAUGCUACCCUGGACCCCUUCACCACUGAUUCGUGGGCGGAUGAUGAGAAAUACGAUUGUGAUGUGGGCUGGCAGGCCUUCCAGGCAGGCUGCUACAAGCUGACGUCAGAAAAACUUGACUGGGACACCGCUCAGAAAACCUGUCAGAAAAUGGAGGCUAACCUGGUCAGCAUCCACACCUUACCUGAGCUGGAGUUCAUCCUGAACAACCUGAAGAAAGAUGUGGACCAGCUGUGGAUCGGACUCCACGACACUAAUAUGCAAAUGGACUUCCAGUGGACCGACCACACGCCUGUCAUCUUCACCUACUGGCACCCGUUUGAACCUAAUAACUUCCGCAACACCCCGGAAGAUUGUGUCUCCAUCUGGGGAGCUGAGGGCCGCUGGGAUGACAGCCCCUGUAAUCUGACUCUGCCCUCCAUCUGCAAGAAACUGGGAACAAAGAGUGAUGGGAAACCACAGCAUCAAGACUGCAAACAAGGCUGGAAAUGGCACAGCCCCUCCUGUUACUGGGUAGGAGAGGAUCUGCGUACCUUUGACGAGGCCAGGAAAUCCUGUGAGGACCAGGGAGCCGCCCUUGUUACCAUCACCAACAGGUUCGAGCAGGCCUUUGCCAGCAGCCUGGUGUUUGGUCGGUCCGGUGAUUCCUUCUGGAUUGGCCUCCUGGACAAGGGCAGCCCUGGCUCCUUCCACUGGCUCAGCGGGGAUGAAGUGUCCUACACCAACUGGAACCGAGACCAACCAGUCAGUGUUAACGGUGGCUGCGUUACCAUGGCGACAGGCAUCGCAACGGGUUUGUGGGAGGUGAAGGAGUGUGCGUCAUCGAAGGCAAAAUUCAUCUGCCGUCAGAACCAGGACACGUCUCUGAGCCCUGAGCCUCCCGUUCCUGUCCCUCAGCCCACCCCGAGCCUCAGCGGCUCCUGUCCCAGUGGCUGGAAGAGCAACAGCGACCUGCGCUACUGUUACAAGGUGUUUCACUCGUCCCAGACGGAGCAGAGGCUGAGCUGGCUGCAGGCUCACCUGUUCUGCCAGAGACACGGAGCCAAUCUGCUGAGCAUCAGCGGCCCUGAUGAGGAGCACUUCAUCCUGCAGGUCCUCCAUGAGGCCUUUGGGGAGUCAGAGGACCACGAGCAGCACUGGUUUUGGAUCGGUCUGAACCGCAGAAACCCCAUGGACAACGGCAGCUGGAAGUGGAGUGACGGCUUGGAGUUAACGUACCAGAACUUCGGCCGGUACUACUACAACAUCCGACAGUGUGCUGCAGCAGAUUUGGGCACUAUGACCUGGCUGGCUAUGCACUGUGAUUCAGAGUUGGACUGGAUCUGCAAAAUCCCCAGAGGUAGUGUUGAGAAGGAGCCAGAAGUCUCUGAAGGCACCAGUUCACCAGAGUGGAUUGGCUUCCAGGAGGCUGAAUAUAAAUUUUUUGACCACCGCACCACUUGGGACCAGGCCCAGAGGAUUUGCUCCUGGUUUGAUUCCUCGCUGGCCUCGGUCCACUCCGCCGAGGAAGAAGCUUUCCUGGCAAACACUUUACGCAAGAUGGUUAGGGUAGAGGGUGACAACUGGUGGCUGGGGCUUCACACCUAUGAAAACGAUGGCCGAUUCCGCUGGUCCGACCACUCUGUGCUCAAUUACGUGUCCUGGGCCCUUGGGAGGCCACAUGCUCUCAGCCGGGAUCGCAAAUGUAUCCACUUGUCAGUCAGCAAAGCGGACUGGUCUGAUCAGAAGUGCCGCUCUGACCUGCCCUACAUCUGUAAGAGGGUAAAUGUCACGGGCACCAUCCCUCCAACUCCAUCGACUCCCCAUCCACCCUCAGGCUGUCCCGAUGGAUGGUCCUCCUAUCAGCAUAAGUGUUUCAGAGUGUUUGAUCAGCCCGACAAGGCCACGUGGUCUGCAGCCAAGUUGAAAUGUGAAAUGCAGGGAGGAGUGCUGGCAGUGGUGUCCAAUCAUUUGGAGGAAGCUUUUGUCACCACCCUGCUUCACAAUGCCUCCUGUAACCUUUGGGUGGGCCUGACCUCAGACUCCAAAGGUCAUUUUCAGUGGGCCCAGCCUGGCCUGCUCAGCUACACCAACUGGGCUCCUGGAGAGCCACUAGACAACAGCGGACCCCACCACAACAAAACCCGGGGAAACUGUGUGGUGAUGAUUCAUGGGAAUCCACAGAAGAACACUGGCAUGUGGGCUUCUCGAGCGUGCGAGAUGGAGAGUCAUGGCUACAUCUGUCAAAGAGGACAAGACCCAGAUCGCCCUCCAGCCCCAGCUUUCAUUCCUGCCUCUCUGUCGAAACCUGUCGAGCUGGGUGGAGUGACCUACCGAGUUGUGGAGAAGCGUCUUGACUGGACAGGUGCUCUGCACCUCUGUGAAUCUCUAAAUGGGACCCUAGCAACAGUAAAGGAUCCCUUCCAACAGGCUUAUCUCACGCUACUGAUCAACAGCCUGCGGCGGCCAGCCUGGAUUGCCCUCUACAACUACGGAGGACGCAGCUUUGCGUGGCAUGGUGAGGAGGACGUGUCAUAUUCAAAUUGGAGAGACGGGGAGCCCAAUCAGUCAGCUGGUUGUGGUCAUAUGACUACUAACGGGCAGUGGACCAUGACUCCUUGUGAUGCUAAACUGGAUGCUGCUAUCUGUAAAAUAAGUGAUGAGCCUGUGGUUCACCAGUGGAUUUACCCAGGCCAGUGUCCACACUCUCUGGGACAGUGGGCAUGGGUGCCUUUUAGAAACCACUGUUACGCCUUCAACCUGCAAAGUCUUAAAUUGCAGCAGGAUGCACAAACAUCCUGUAAUAAAGCGGGAGCAGAACUUCUCUCCAUCCUGGAUGAGACAGAAAAUGGAUUUGUUUGGGAACACAUCCAGAGCUACACAGAACAAGCACAUGGGGCUUGGCUGGGCAUCAGUGUGAGAGGUAGAGGUCUAGUGUGGAGCGAGGACACAGAGAUGACGUAUACAAACUGGGAAGGGCAUGACGUCGCCUCUUCUGUUUUGUCUCCAAACUCCUGCUUCUGGAUCCAGAGCAACAGUGGCCUGUGGAAACCCGGCUCCUGCAGAAAUCGCACGCACGGAGUAAUCUGCAAGAAACCUCGCAGUACUGAGCCUGAACCUUCGAUAUCGGAUAAUGACCACCUGCCCACGCUGAUUGUCGUCAUGGUGACGGGCCUGGUGCUGGUGGCACUGAUUGUCGGUGUAAUCUACCUGUAUCGACGGCGAACUGUUGGGUCCGGGGGUUCCUAUGAAGGGGCUCGCUACAGUCGGACCAACUCCAGCCUGACUGAGCAGACUGAGAAGAACAUCCUGGUGUCAGACAUGGAGCUGAACGAGCAGCCAGAGUAGCACAGGAAGUGGACUCAACCCGACCUGGCACAGGAGAGAUUGACGCUGUUGUUAUUGUGGCAUUUAUGUUUUUGUUGUCUCUUUUGAAACCAAAAAAAAAGAAGAUUUUCAAAGUGCUGAAGAGCUGUGUAGAGCGCAGCAGAUAUUUUGUUUUUAAAAUUGAAGACUUGACAAUUCAACCAAUAUCUGCAGACCAAUCAAAUCCUUCCAUUUGCACAACUUUCUUUUAAAGGCCGUAAAUCGAUCAUGUGGGAGUUUUAUUUUUAAUGCAGCUGGAAAAGUUUAAUCCAAAAUCAGUUUUAAGAAAUGACUUCCUCAGUGCCAAAGUGAAUUUUUGCUCGCUGUAUAUUUUCUUUUUUUUAAUGAUUUGAAUUAACAAAGCAGAGGAGCUGCCACAGCCACAGAUUGACUUUAAAUUAUGCGUCUCUGUCCUCUACAGCCACAGUCUUCUUCAGGACCAAAUUAAUUUUUUCCCCUUUUUUCUUUGCCAUGACAGUAUUUACCUAACUCUGACUUGUUAUUGAUUUCAUUCUCCAUGGUUUGUCAUCUUCUGUGCAGCUGUAGAAAACUGUUACUGAUGAUGCAUGUGUGGUUUUGUGCUCCUGCCUUGCUCCUCCUCUCUCAUCGGACACAUCAGCGCCAGCUGCCAAACGAGUAGAGGAGGAAGUCCAAAUGUGAAUGUGUGGAAGGUAACAGGGACCAUCAUUACUGGUGACCUUAAACCAUCAGAGGCAGAACGCUACAACUACAUUACGAAGUUCUGCUCCUUUAAUAGGACAGCUGACAGUUGUCAUAAAUACUCUUGCUUACAGUUCGGUUCUUUCAACAGUUAUUUUUCAUCUGACUUAGUAUUAGUAAUCCAUUUUCUUUUAGUCAUUAUAGUACAGUUACUUCUCUGUGAUUCCAAACCUUUGUUUGUGCCGCCAUCUGGAGCUGCUUUAGUGAUUUUUAAGGACAAUAAUUCUGUUUUUGUGCACUAUAAGAAAAGGUUUUCUGUAUUUACAGCACAGCUCACUGCUCUUGUUUAUUUUAUCACUACUAUUCUCUCUUUUAAUGUUUUUUGACUCAAUGUGACUUUUUAAGACAAUUGGAAAUUUCCUACUUUUAUAGGAAAAAUCUUGAAUCUCUCAUUGCCCACAAAGAAAUGAAUCCCUCAUGUGAAUAACAGUGAGCCAAAGACUGUUUUAAAAGUGAAUUCCUUCAGAUAAAAACCUCAUUCAGCUCUCAAUCGAUGAUGUUUUCAUAUUUCGCACUUGGCCACAUCUUUCAGUCAUUUUGUCAUUGAACAUUUUCUUCUGAACGUAUUUCUGUCUUCCUGCACAGAGGAAUGCUUUGGAGCUGUGUCAGUCUGAGGCUUUUAGGGUUUCACUGAGCUGCUGUGAAAAAAACCCUGCUUUUUCUGCUCCGUGAGUUGGACUAAGAUAGAGGGGGGGAAGGGAGUGUGUGCGAGUGCGCGUGUCUCGAGUGUGUGCAGUCUCCAGCUGUGGAAUGUUGAGUCGGCAAGAAGAGCUCAGUGGCACGUCUGGAACCAAUCAGAGGAGGAGGGCUCAGGGACACGGAGGGUCAGGAAGAAAAGAAAAGAAAAAAUUAGACCAAAAGGAGAAAAAGAAGGAGUGCGAGGAGGAGUCAGGGAUGUAGUAAGAGGGGAAGGAGGGGUUGAAGUGGAUUGUCCCGGGCUUACCCCGGCCUCUGCUGGUGGUUUACUGUACAGGUUUGUCUUAAAUGUGGUAGAUUUAAACUGUAGAGAAGGUCUGACGCUCCCUCCGUGUGUACAUUUAUGAGAUCAUGUUUAUGAUGCAGGCUGGCUCUUGUCCCUGUGAAGAUUACCUGAAGCACCUGUUCAACUUUAUUUGAACAAUUUUUGUGUCAUUUUUAUAUGAAAUGAAUAAAGUCUAUGUUCUCAGA
This is a messenger RNA of Cheilinus undulatus (humphead wrasse), 6515 nucleotides long. It is a transcript of the gene mrc2, whose product is annotated as mannose receptor, C type 2. NCBI's taxonomy places the organism in Eukaryota, Metazoa, Chordata, Actinopteri, Labriformes, Labridae. Bases 183 to 4610 code for a protein of 1475 amino acids. The record is from RefSeq and is a predicted model, not a curated record. Gene Ontology annotation, molecular function: signaling receptor activity. The transcript is spliced from 29 exons.